UAGUCAGCAUUAAUUGUGCAGUUUAAGGAUGGACAUUUCGCCUUUUAUUAAUACGACGCACGACACGACGAAAAUAUCUGAAACAGUUUUCAAGGCGUCGGUGACGUCAUAUUUCCGUCCCAAAGCCAGAAAGAGCGGCUCACUCGACACGCGGGUUGCAUAAAGGUUCGAGCCCAGCCGGCGGCACCUUCGCAUUCGCAAAGAACACGCGGAAAGAAAUAAAACAAAGCCGCGAAAUCUCUACUCUCGUUUCUGGAGCUGUUUUCGUCCGCGAUGCGAUGAGGCGAGUUUUUAUUCUGGUCGGUAUCGCGCGCAUCAGCGCGGCUCGAGCAGAGCGAUCUAUCUAGCCAAUCCACUUUGGCUGAUCAAGUCAGCAGCACAAUAAUGGCUAUGGCAUCAUGGGCCACGGCAAAAUCAUCGCAGAUAAUACAAUUAUGACCGACUGCGACUGGGAGAGAGAUGCAUCAAAGCCGCGUGACAUCAUCUGAAAAUAGCGCCUCUUUUUGUGUCGGGCCAGGCCAACUCUCUCGCGCGCGCAUCUGCGUGCGUGUGUGUACAAGUAGAAAAUGACGCUGUUUUGCAGAUUGAAUUUUGUUUAGCGCGGUGCCACAUUCCGCUGAUAGGAUAAUGACGAUAAAUAAGCCAGCUUGUGGCACCAAACACUUUUCAGAUGCAUAAUUGAGAGCCGACCCAGCAACUUUCAAUGAUAAAAUUCGUUCGGAAAUUAUGUCAUCGCGCGCGCGGCGUUUCGUCCAUUCCGAACGUCUGCCGUCAUGCCCCGUGUGUCCAUCCUUCGCUACGUGAUCGAGCUGGCUAAUGCGCUCUGAUGCCGUAAAGCAGGCGUUGACAGCCGCCGUCCAUCCGUCCGAUUUGGCCAAAAGCGGCCGGAGCUGUCCACGCGCGCCGCGAACCUGUUUUGCAGAAAAAACGGCGGAAUCCGCCAGCCAGUACUCACGAGACUCGAGUGGGCCCCAGAUAAAUGCUAAAGGUGUACUCGGUGUGGUAUGGCCGAGUGGGAACGACCAACUCAAUCACGUCCGACCAGGUUCAGCAAGUCUUCAACGAUAUGGAUCUCUACCCUUCCAAGUCGCAGGUUUACGAGAUGCUGCAGUGCGCGAAGGAGUGCGCCAACCGCAGCACGGCAGCUUACCUCACGUUCGGCGAGUUCUGCGUAUUCGCCACCGAACUCAAGCGCUGCUAUGAAAAAGGCAGCAUAUCACGCCCGAUGCAAAUGUCGAGAAAAAACGGGGAGACCGAGGAGAAAAACAACAAAAGGAGAAAUAACAAAAAUUUGAGUGAUGAUUGUUAUGAUGAGAGCGUGCCUAAAUACGAGGUAUUCCUCGGCGGCUCAUGCAACCCGACAACCUGGCGACAGGACACAGCAAUACCCAUGCUGAAAAAACUGGGAAUCACUUUCUACAACCCACAAGUGUCACACUGGGGCCCCGAACUGGUCGAGUUGGAGUGGAAAGCCAAGCAGCACGCCACCGUCCUCUUCUUUGUGAUGGACAACGAGACGCGCUCAGUGGCGUCCCUGAUCGAAGCAGCUCACAGCGCCGCGAAGCAGCGGAAGCUGAUCCUGGUCAUCAGCUCGUACAAAGGGCCGGGACAGGAAAUCUGCGGCGAGUUCCUGUCGCAAAAGGAGUACGACGACCUGGCAGCAGGGCAAACGGUUUUACAAGACUUGGUCGAGCGACAAGGGAUCCCUGUUUUUGACAGCAUUCCUGUGGCGCUGAAUUGCACAGCUAAAAUAUUGAGAGAAAACCUCAGCGUACAAGACUUGAGCCUGAAGGAUUUUGCGCAGCCAGUGAAAAUGGCGCAUGUACAGCUUGGAGAUAAGUUGAUAAAAUUAAGGGAAACGUUUGACGCGCUAGACCACAACAGCUCAGGGCAGCUGAACCUGGCCGACGUGUGCAUGGCGUUCAGAAUACUAACCGGCAAGAAUCUUUCGAUGAAAGACCUCCGGAGUAUUGUCGCGAGUCAGAGAGGAGUUCUGGGAAAAGACGUAACCGACGUGCCUCUUGAGCAACAGUGCGUCACAUUCGAGCAGUUCUGCUCUAUCAUGGCUGAAUUCAAGAUGAGAGAAAGUGAGAAUCAAUAUUCAGGUUCACAUUUGUUACUGCGCCGCACGCAGCCCUCUACUUCCUCCUCUACAGGCUUUCAUAACCAGGGAGGCAAUUCCACCCCUACCACCACCAGCAGCAGCACGGCACUCGUGCCAGUCAGCUCGGGAAUGUGGGGGUGGAUGAAUUCGCUUGCAAAUCAAACAGCUAUGGUUCUGUCCGACUCUUUUUCUGGGCUCAUAGAAUGGGUAAUUGGACCGGCGUCAAGGUCGCCCCUUUCGCGUUCUCCGUCGAGCACAAACAACAUGUCCAUGAGUCAACCACCCAGCUGCCUGCGAGACGUCUACCUGGGCGGCUCGGUCAGCGACUCAAACUGGCGAGACGAAAUUGCCAUUCCUAUAUUUAAGAAAAACGGGCUCACCUACGUGAACCCGCAACGCAACUCUGGCAGCUGGGGUAGUCGGCUAGUUCCUAUCGAGGCUGCUGCUAUGGACGCCAGUUGGCUCCUCUUGUUCGUGAUCACCAAUAACUGCAGGGCCGUGGCAUCAAUGGCAAUGGCAUCUCACUACAUUGGCCUGGGUUGCAACAUAAUUCUGUGUGUACAAUAUCUUCCUGAUGACUGUGUAAUUGAUGGCGAAAAACUGUCGAAGCAAGCGAUAAAGGACUACAACAGGGGCCGCAUGUAUCUGUCCGAUUUGGCCAACAGGGACGGAGUUCCCGUUUUUGAAAACAUCACAGAGGCAGUUCAGUGUGCGGUGACUAAGUGCCUGAACCGAUGACUAUUCGACAUGCCGCCGUUGUUGAGCAAGAGUUGAAAAAAUAAACGCACCGCCCACGUUUUUUUACCUGUUGAGAAAGUAACAUUAACAUCGGACUACGGAUUUUGAAAAGGAGAGGAUUUCCCAACAAGUCACACAUUUUGAUGCCAUAUUUUUCAUCAUUUGCUAUUAGUUUGUAUUUGGAUUUUGAAUUUUUAACUGUACCUGACACCAUUGUAAUUUUACUUAAGAUCAGCUGCUUGCUAAAUUUGUCGCAACACCUCUGACUGUUUCAUAAGUUAAGCAGCCGUACGCAUAAUAAUUAUUGUUUGUUACUCAUUUACGACUCUUCGGAAGGGAAAAAAGGUUUGUCAGCACUCUGUGGCAUGAUUCAACAUUCCAACGAUUUAUUUCCUCCACACUGCGCGCACAGUCCGCGUCGAUAUGCAAGCGAGUGUAUGCAAAUUUACUUUAAAUGUACUUAUACCUCAGAUUAGUUUGUCCUCAUGCAUAAUUAUUAAUUAAUCGUAGUGCCGAUUUUCAAAAGGAAUCCGCCGAUCGGAACGAGCACGCAGAGGAUAGGGUAGCUGGCCGAAUGUAUCUUAAAAUAAUUUCAUAGGCGGGACAUAACACUGUAGGAAAGUUAGCCUAAGCAGCAGCAGCAGCAGCAGCGUUAGUUGGGCCAGAGCUAGUGGGCCAAUGUCAAAAUCGAGCGAUUGCUUUCACGUCCAACACAUGCAGUUUUAUGCAUCCUUGGCAUCUUUCUUAUUUCUGUAUAACAAUUUAUAUGACCAGUUUGUUGCUCUUAGAAAAUAACCCAGAAAAUGCAUUUUUAUCAUUUUAAGCGUGUAACUCAAAAGGUUUUAUUUUUCUCCACCAUCAGCAGAUUCAGAUUUCUUUUUUUUAAUAUUGGCUCACACGUAUUAAUCGUAUUAACCCAAUUUUCGUGAUUUAAACCCUGCGUUCGUUUAAGUGGUGGUUAUGAAAGUUAUAAUUGGCUUUGACUAAUGGUUUUGCUCCGUAAAUUACGCCCUAUAGUUGGCCAGAUUAGGAUAUUUAUCGCAUUUUUCUGCCACUGUUGGAGUUUAGCGCUGUUCAAAAUUCUCUAGUAAACUGACAAGUAGCUAAGGUGAGCUAUUAGUUUUAUUAAAUUUCUGUUGAAAUUAACUCAACAUCUUCUGGGCGAUUGAUUGGAUUGGAACACGACUUCGUUAUAAAAUUGUUUCCAAGUUUUGUGUGACUUUCAUCAUUUUGUUGUCUUAAAAAAGGAACGGACGCAAAAAGAUUUAUGUAUGUACAUUGAAGCAAUUUUUUGUUUUAUUUAUAAUCACAAUAUUUUUAUAAUUGAUAAAUCUUGCUGGCUGUUUUUUGAUCAAGUGAAAAAAACACGUUGAAAACAAGGCUUUCAAAAUAAUUAAAAAUUUCUGCUUCUAUGCAAAUGGACUCAUUUCUCAUGACAAAUAAACCUAAUUUUCGUGAAA
Molecule: messenger RNA, 4302 nt
Organism: Cloeon dipterum
Lineage: Eukaryota; Metazoa; Arthropoda; Insecta; Ephemeroptera; Baetidae
Gene: raw
Product: raw
Exons: 15
Coding region: 980-2842 (620 amino acids)
Cellular component (GO): plasma membrane
Molecular function (GO): calcium ion binding
Source: RefSeq, a predicted model, not a curated record